GCCGCCUCCUUUCAGACCCGGAGCCGUAGACGCGCAAUCCCCGCCAAGCGCCCCUGCCCCUCGGACCCGGACCCGGGCCUGCGACCCCAGCCCGGCCGGCGCCCCUGCACCGCGGAGCUCGGGUGCACGCCCCGCUGGGGCUCGGGGCCCCUCGGGCCGCCGGGAUCUGCACCCCGAGGCCCCCUGCAGGCCGGACCGUGAGGACACGGGCCUCCGGGCCGCCGGGGCCGCGCGUCCGAGAUGCCGCCCGGCAAAGUGCUGCAGCCGGUGCUGAAGAUGAAGGUGGACGAGCUGUUCCUGUGCUGGCUCAGCGAGGCCGGCACGCAGGCCAUGCUCCGGGACUGUCUGCAGCGGAUCCGGGCGCCCGGCCGCGCCGACCUGGGCAGCGGAGACGCCGCGCAGCCCGCGCCCCUGACGGCCCCCCCGGCGCCCGGCCCGGCCCCCGCGUCCUCCGCGCUGCCCCUGGGCGCCGCCUCGAGCCCCAGGGUCGGGCCGCACCUCCGAGGGACUCGUAGAUCCGCGGGGACCCGAGUCGUUCAGACGAAGAAGGAGGAGCCCCGGCCGCCGGCCGCCAGCCAGAGCAUUCCCGCCUUCUACUUCCCCCGGGGCCGCCCGCAGGGCACGGCGGACACCGACGCCGUCAUCGCCAGGAUCGAGCGGACCUUCGCCCAGUUCCCGCACGAGCGGGCCACCAUGGAGGACAUGGGCAAAGUGGCCAAGGCCUGCGGCUGCCCGCUGUACUGGAAGGGGCCGCUCUUCUGUGCCGCCGGCGGAGAGCGCACAGGCUCCGUUUCCGUCCACAAGUUCGUCGCCAUGUGGAGAAAGAUCCUGCAGAACUGCCACGACGAGGCCACGCGGUUCGUGCACCUGCUCAUGAGCCCCGGCUGCAACUACCUGGUGCAGGAGGACUUCGUCCCCUUCCUGCAGGACGUGGUGAACACGCACCCGGGCCUGGCGUUCCUGAAGGCGGCGCCUGAGUUCCACUCGCGCUACAUCACCACCGUCAUCCAGCGCAUCUUCUACACCGUCAACCGCUCCUGGUCCGGCAGGAUCACGUGUGCCGAGCUGCGGAGGAGCUCCUUCCUGCAGAACGUGGCGCUGCUGGAGGAGGAGGCCGACAUCAACCAGCUGACGGAGUUCUUCUCCUACGAGCACUUCUACGUCAUCUACAGCAAGUUCUGGGCGCUGGACACCGACCACGACCUGCUCGUCGGCCGGCAGGACCUGGCCCGGCACAACGACCACGCCAUCUCCACCAAGAUGAUCGAGAGGGUCUUCUCGGGAGCCGUGACGCGAGGCAGGAAGGUGCAGAAGGAGGGGAAGAUCAGCUACGCCGACUUCGUGUGGUUCCUGAUCUCCGAGGAGGACAAGAAGACCCCCACCAGCAUCGAGUACUGGUUCCGCCUCAUGGACCUGGACGGGGACGGGGCGCUGUCCAUGUUCGAGCUGGAGCACUUCUACGAGGAGCAGAGCCACCGGCUGGACUGCAUGGGCAUCGAGGCCCUGCCCUUCCAGGACUGCCUGUGCCAGAUGCUGGACCUGGUCAAGCCGCAGAGCCCAGGGAAGAUCACGCUGCGGGACCUGAAGCGCUGCAAGCUGGCCAACGUCUUCUUCGACACCUUCUUCAACAUCGAGAAGUACCUGGACCACGAGCAGAAGGAGCAGGCGUCCCUCCUCAGGGAGACGGAGACGGAGGGCCCCGAGCUGUCGGACUGGGAGAGGUACGCGGCCGAGGAGUACGACCUGCUGGUGGCCGAGGAGGCCGCCGGGGAGCCCUGGGACGACGGGUACGAGGCGGAGCUGAGCCCCGUGGACCAGAAGCUGAGCGGCCUGCACUCGCCCCUGGCCCAGAGGCCCUUCUUCGAGGCGCCGUCCGCGCUGGGCGCCGUGCACCUGUUCGACUUCGAGGGCGACGAGGAGCUGCAGCCGUCCUGAGCGAGCGGCGGGCGGCCUGCGUGGGAGGGAGCGUGUGCGUGUGGACGGCUGAGCUUUACAGACGUGACUGCGUGUGCCAUGGCGACCUAUUUAUUCACACGGGGGCCGGCUCCGGGGGUCCCUGACGGCCGUGUCCCCGCCCCCCUGGCGGGCAGAGCCGACGCCCCGGGACCGCGGGGACACGGCGGGACCCCUGCAGGCAGGCCCGCAGCCCCUGGUGGCUCCCAGUGGAGGAGUUCGGAGGGACGGCCGGACGGUCACACCACGGGCUCCAGGGUCGGCCCGGGGGGACCU
Molecule: messenger RNA, 2229 nt
Organism: Eptesicus fuscus (big brown bat)
Lineage: Eukaryota; Metazoa; Chordata; Mammalia; Chiroptera; Vespertilionidae
Gene: PPP2R3B
Product: protein phosphatase 2 regulatory subunit B''beta
Exons: 13
Coding region: 241-1935 (564 amino acids)
Biological process (GO): protein dephosphorylation
Cellular component (GO): protein phosphatase type 2A complex
Molecular function (GO): protein phosphatase regulator activity; calcium ion binding
Source: RefSeq, a predicted model, not a curated record